UUUUGAGUGAUCCGGCAGCACUGACAGCGCCAGCAGGCCAUGAGGGCGAUGGAACCAAAUGCCGGGUCCCAGCCCGGGUAUAUAAGCACGUGCCCCAACGUCCAGCUAUUUUCAUUUCGUUCUGAAACCUACGACUGGUUGGUCAGUAUUCGUUAGCAGCUCCCCGUGGUGAUCGAGCGUAAACUAAAUUCCAGUGGUCUGUGAAAAUUGCGAAUCGAAAAAUAAAUAAAUCAAAAUCAAAUCGAGCGCUAUGUCCCGCAACCAACGGGAUUCGGGAAAGGCCGCCGUAGAUGCCAAGAUCAACGGUAAGCCCCAAACUAACGGUGGUGCCAAGCGUGGUCCCAAGAUACCAAAGGAUAACAGCAAAAAGAAGAAGGCUCCUCCAUCCAAUACCACCCCCACCACCAACCAGACGAACCUGGACAAGCUGGUGAACCAACUGUACGACAAGAACAGCAAGCAGGGCAUGCCCCAGAAGCAGCAGCGCAAGAAGCUCCAGGAGUACCUCAGCGCCCAGGUGCAGGGCACCGACAGCGCCACCAGCAGCAGCAGCGCCAGCGGCUUGGCUCCCAACUCGUUCUCCGAUUCAAGCGCCUCUGAGGAAAGCAGCGAUGAUGAACUGGGUGACAUGACCUCGCCGUCCAGCUCAUCCUCCCUCUCGGCGUCCGACAGCGACGAAAUGUCCGAAUACACCCUGAGCAGCUCCACGCCAGAGGUACCGGCGAUCGCCAAGACCAGCGGAGCACGCGCCGAGCUCAAGCGCCGCAACAAGGAGAAGGAGGCUCUUGCCGCAGAUCCCAACAACAACCGGGCACCGCCAGCCAAGAACAAGAAUGCCGCCGAAGGGCCGGGCCCAGCUUCGAGUAAUCCGCGCAUCCAACGCCGCGUCACCAUGGCCGGGGAUCUGGUGCACACUGAACCAGUGACUGGGGAGACCGGAGCUCUCCACUGCCCGUUGAAGCGCAAGUCUGUGGCCUCCUGCCCGCUGCCGGCCAAGGCCAAGUCCCCGAAUCCAACACAGCCCGCCAAGGCAGCCCCAGAGUCCAAGGCAGCCGGGUCUGCCAAGUCCAAGGCCCCAGUCGUGCCUCGCCUCAAGGAGGAUGCCAAGAACAAGCCGGGUCCUAGUGCCAGAGGCGUCUCUCCAGCCGUGGACAUAGAGAUAACCAGCUGCAUCUCCUUGCCCAGCACGGCGGGCCUUCCAGCCAGUGGCUCAAAGUCGCCGGCCGCCGGAAAGAUCAGUCCCAAGCCGGGCACCUCCGCUAGCGCCAAACCAAGCACCUCUGCCAGUGCCAAGCCGAGCACCUCCAAGUCCAGUGCCAAGUCCAGCAGCGACAAGUCGAACGACGCCGCCGCCAGCGGUCCCACUACCUCGGCUCCUGCCAAAAAGAAGGAAGAAUCGUCGAAGAGCGGCGACAAGGCCAAGUCCAAAGAUUACCAUAAGGUGAACAGCAUUGAGGAGGGACGCCGCAUCCUCCAGUGGAUCCUCAAUCCCGUCCAGCCGGACGAGUUCUUCGGGAGUUUCUGGGAGAAGAACGCCUGCCAGGUGCAGCGCCAGACCCCCAAGUACUUCGCCGAACUGAUCUCGUUCGAGAUGAUCGACGAGAUGCUGAUCCGCCACCACCUGGAGUUCACCACCAACAUCGACGUGACCACGUACAAGGACGGCGUGCGUCAGACCCUAAAUCCCGAGGGCAGGGCCAUGCCGCCGGCCGUUUGGAGCUCCUACGCCGACGGCUGCAGCAUCCGCAUUUUGAAUCCUUCCACAUACCUGGCCGGACUGCGCCAGGUGUGCUCCAUGCUGCAGGAGUUCUUCCACUGCCUGGUCGGGGCCAAUGUCUACUUGACGCCGCCGAACAGCCAGGGAUUCGCUCCCCACUACGACGACAUCGAGGCCUUCGUCCUCCAGGUGGAGGGUCGCAAGCGCUGGCGCCUCUACAUGCCGGUCAAGCCCACCGAUAUGCUGGCCCGCCACUCCUCCGGUAACUUCGACCAGGGCGAGCUGGACGAGCCGAUCUUCGACGAGGUCCUGGAGGCUGGGGAUGUGCUCUACUUCCCGCGCGGCACCGUCCACCAGGCCAUCACCGAGAAGGACCAGCACUCGCUGCACAUCACCCUGAGCGUCUACCAGCAGCAGGCGUACGCCAAUCUCCUGGAGAACCUGAUGCCCAUGGUCCUGAAGAACGCCGUCCAGCAGAAGAUGGCACUGCGCCGCGGCCUGCCGCUCCACACCUGGCAGAAUCUGGGACUCGCCCACGGCGGUUCAGAGGGACGUUCGCGCCUCAACCUUAUCUCCGGAAUCCAGCAGAUGGUGCAGAAGUAUCUGCUGCCGACGGAGGAGCAGAUUGACGCCGCCGUGGACCAGCUGGCCAAGCGGUUCCAGCACGAGGCCUUGCCGCCGACCAUCCUGCCGGAGGAGCGGGUGCGCACGGUGUUCGGAUCGCGCAGCCAGACCGACGCCCAGGGCCAGUGCCUGUGCGACUACGAGAUAACUGAGCAGACCUCCGUCCGGCUGCUCCGCGCCAACAUCCUGCGCCUGGUGGCCGAGGAGGGCAUCCUCCGCCUCUACUACUACGUGGACAACGCCCUGGAGUACUGCAAGUACGACGCCAACUUCAUGGAGAUCGAGCCGACCGAGGCGGCUGCCGUUGAGAUGCUCCUCCACUCCUAUCCGGCGUACAUCAAGGUGGGCCAGCUGCCGCUCCACUCCGGAGAUCGCCGUGUCGAUGUGGCCACGGCUCUGUGGGAGCGAGGCCUCCUGAUGACCGAGAAGCCCUUCAAGUAACUCCCUAUCCCGUUGUGGCUUCGCUGGCUCCGUCGAAUUGGUUGAUCCAACACGGCCGGUAGUCGGUCAGAGAUACGAGAGAGAGAAUGAAGCCAGAAGUCCCAGUCUCCCAGUCCCAGUCUCCCAGUCCCAGGGACGACUUACGUUAUAAGUGUAUUAUUUGGAUGUUAUCCGACUAUUUGUAAUCCUCCAACCAAGCACUCGACCCACAAAACCGUCAUUGUUUUGUGGCUGGUCUAGCAGAGCUGUGGUUCAAUAAAAACUAAUAAUAAUUAA
Drosophila ananassae is the source of this 3058-nucleotide messenger RNA. RefSeq names its product bifunctional lysine-specific demethylase and histidyl-hydroxylase NO66 (gene NO66). The transcript has a single exon. The record is from RefSeq and is a predicted model, not a curated record. Lineage: Eukaryota; Metazoa; Arthropoda; Insecta; Diptera; Drosophilidae. The coding region runs from base 251 to 2782 and encodes 843 amino acids. Gene Ontology annotation, cellular component: nucleolus. Gene Ontology annotation, molecular function: histone H3K4 demethylase activity; histone H3K36 demethylase activity.